AUGACGUCAGACUAUGAUCCUGAAUUAGAGGCGAAACUGGCCAAGAUCAGGGUUCAUGCCAGCUCAAAAUUGGAAAAUCAGAAGCACAUGGCCCUGAUUCUAUCGGCUGUUGAAGAAAACAUUCAAGAGCAGAAUAAUCCAAGAACUGCGGUAACAUACUUUGUAUCCUUCAUGUCUUUAUUGGACAGGUGUAUUCAAGAUGAUAUCAUCACUGAUAAUGCUUUGGCUCUAUCUACAGCAUACUUCCUGGAUCUUUUGGCACCUCUGACCCCAAAAUCUUUGUUGAAAUCCAAUUUUGCAGAGAUCUUAACCAAGAUUGCCCCUGCUAUAACAAAUGAACAAGCUGAAGCUCCAUUGAUUAGAUCUUCCAUUGGUGUUUUAGAAACGUUGUUGUUGUCUCAAGACCUGGCUUCUUGGAAGAACGCAUCUAGCAUGAAUAUUUCCCCAAAGAGAGGUUUGAUGGGAUUGUUGGAGUUAACCCUUGACUCAAGACCUAAGGUUAGAAGAAGAGCACAGGAGGCUAUAAGCAAGAUAUUAUCUAAUCCUCCUCCGGGGCCAUCAGUAGAACAUCCGGGUUCCUUAGAUUGUGCAGACUUUGCAACAAACAAAUUAAUAGAGACAAUGAGACUUCAAAAGUCCAAGCGAAAGUCAGAAGAUAGAUCCGCCAACUCUGCAGUCAUUCACUGCCUUCAAUUGAUUUCACAAAUCACAAACACAAACUCGUGGCCAAAUGUUAGAAUUGAAUUGGUCUGUGAUCUAUUACUUGAAGUUGCCAAAUCAUCAGAUCAAUUUCUCAUCACCAAUGCCUUUCAAGCCUUUGAAAACCUCUUCAACUCAAUGUCUGAAGAUGAAUUGAGUAUCGACAAAUUUGACUCGGUAAUCAAGAUUAUUUUGGAUUUGAAACCUUCUGUGAAUGAUACCCAUCUCGCUGCUCCUUGGUUGGCUGUUGUCGCAAAAGCUUCUACUGCAUAUUCUAAUGCCAAUCAAACCAGAUUUAUUAAGAAAUUUCCAAUCUUCGUUCAGACAAUAAUCCAGUUCUUUUCUUCUGAGUCUGAGAACAUCUGCAUUUCAACAUCCCAAUGCCUUAUAGCCAUCAUCACUGAGGGAAUCCACGAUGAUUCUUUAUUAAUUCCCUCAAAACAGUUCCCUAUCUCUCCUAAGUUGUACGAAAGUGUUGAUGAAUCCAUUACUCAAUUGGCUGAGGCUGUCAACUCCCUAUUGUCUGUUAAGUACAACCAUUGUUUAAGUGACAUUUUGAACCUAAUUAGUUGCAUUUUUAUCAAGUUGAGAUCUAGAGCCAAUCCAGACUUUCUUAACUGUUUGGAGAUUGUGGGUGCCUGGAGAUCUGACGAACAGAACUUCCAAUACAUUCAGGAGGCUGACAAUGUCAUUGGGAGCGCAAUUGGUGCUUUGGGCCCCGAAGCUGUACUCAGUGUAUUACCAUUGAAUCUUGACAGCCCCAAGAAGACAGGAAGAGCUUGGUUACUGCCUUUACUUAGGGACAAUGUCAGAAACGCCAAUCUUUCCUACUUCAAAACCCAACUUGCUCCGCUGAUCAAGUUUUUCGAACAAAAGAUUGCCUCUUCCACAGGUGAUUCAGUACAUGCAAAAAUCUUUGCCACUAUAAUUGAUCAAAUUUGGUCGCUGCUACCACAUUUCUGUGAUUUGCCAACUGAUAUGCCAACUGAAUUUGACGAUGAGUUUGCUUCAGAGCUAGCGUCUUUGAUGUACUCCAAGGUGGAGUUGCGUGUCACUAUUUGCCAGGCAUUCAAGUCCUUAGUCGAGUCCAAUCUGGUCUACAGUUCUGGUGCUCUUUCUGAAGACAAACUUCUUCAACAACAGUUUCCUAAGGAGUCCGCAGCUGCCAACAUUGAAGUACUAUCCAAGAUGAGCUCUAAACUCCUUUCUGUUCUUUUCAAUGUGUUCAGUCAAACAGUUCCAGAAUUACGAGGAUUCAUCUUAGAAACUAUUGAGCCUUAUCUGCAAAUUUCUUCGCAAGAUGAUUUGGUUGAUUCGUUCAAAAAGGUCUGUUUACAUUUAAAUCAAGCUCUUGAGGAAGAUAAGAAAAACAUUACACAAGCCCAACUUGACGGAAAGAAGCUUCCGAACCAGAAACUCUCCACAGGCGAAAUUCCAAGAUUGAGUGUUACUAUGAUGGAUUUGAUUGUCGUUAUGGUUAAGUACAUUCCAGAAUCUUCAUACAAUGCCCUCCUGUCCAUCUUUAAUCAAACGGUUGCAAUUGACGAUUCUUUGAUUCAGAAACGAUCUUACCGCAUCAUCGCUAGGCUACUAGAAACUGAAUCUGGAAAAAACGCAGUAGAACAAUUUUUGCCACAAAUCGAAUCUUUGUUUAUUGACAGUGCUGAAACAACUCACAUUCCCGCCAAAGCUGCUAGAUUUCAAGCUUUGCUUCGUUUGAUCCCAAUAUUACCAGAUGACCAUCUUUACUUCAUUCCAUCCAUACUCUCAGAAGUAAUUAUCACUAUCAAAGAUCCCAAAGAAAGGUCGAGGCUAUUAGCUUAUGAUGUACUGAAAGCUAUGGCUUUUAGGAUGCAAAAAGGCGGUGUUGUGAUAACAUCCAAAGUUCCUGGAAUGGAUCCAGACACUCCAAACACACAAGCAUCCCUUUCAGAGUAUUUCACAAUGUGUUCAGCUGGUCUCGCUGGUUCAACUGCCCACAUGAUUGGAGCUACCAUCAACGCCAUUAGUUACUUGUUUUACGAGUUUCGUAAUGAUAUGGAUAGAGAUCUUCUCAAUGAAGUCUCAUCUACAGUGGAAUUGUUCUUGACCUCCAAGAACAGAGAAAUUGUCAACGCUACGUUAGGAUUUGUAAAAGUAUCCAUCCUCACACUUCCUAGUGAUGUUGUCAAAGAAAAUCUUCCAAACUUGUUGGCCAAUUUGAUGAGGUGGUCUCAUGAACACAGGGGAAACUUCAAAACGAAAGUGAAGCAUAUGGUUGAGAGACUAAUCAGAAAGUUUGGCGCCGACUUAGUUGAACAGGCAAUUCCAGAAGAAGACAGGAAACUGAUUGCCAACAUUAAGAAGACCAAGAGACGAGAAAAGAGGAAGGCAGUGGAAGGAGACAAUGAGCCAGAAAAGUCCAAGGCAAAGAGUAAGACUGGAUUCACCUCUGCAUUCGAAGAUGCCAUUUACAAUGAUUCGGAAGAUUCAGAAGAUGAUGGUGAUGAAGACGAACCCAGUAACGGAAAAAGCCGACAGUAUAUCACAGAAUCCAAGGAUGAGCCUCUGGAUCUUUUGGAUCAACAAACCUUGGCUCGCAUCUCCUCCUCCAAGCCUAAAAAGUUCAGCAAGAAAGACCUUGCUGCCAAAGCAGGCUUUCGUACCAAUCAAGAAGGAAAAUUCGUCAUUAACAAUAAAAUUGAUGAUGACCUCCUGGAUAACAAGGCUUCUGGAAUCGACGCUUACGUUGAGGCUGUAAGAAAUGGACCUGUCAAGGGACAGAGAAAUAAACUCAAGUAUUUGAGAGGUAAGAAGGCUAACAAUGAUGAGGACUUUGGUGAUGAGAGUGAUGAAGAACCAGCAGCUACGAAGAAGAAUAUGUUUAACAAGAUUAGAAAGCCCAAGCAAAAGUUCAAGGCCGGUAGAAAAUUAUAG
Molecule: messenger RNA, 3615 nt
Organism: Komagataella phaffii GS115
Lineage: Eukaryota; Fungi; Ascomycota; Pichiomycetes; Pichiales; Pichiaceae
Exons: 1
Coding region: 1-3615 (1204 amino acids)
Source: RefSeq, a predicted model, not a curated record